UGUUUACUUCAUCACCAGCUGAUUCCGCCGAGUUUAAAUGAGUACAAAGUGAGUUAGCCGCUCACUGUGUGCUCCUCUCUGCCUCGUUUCCUCUCUUAUCUCCCCUUUUCACACAAAGUGGAACCAUUACAUCAAGGGAGAGCCAUGGAAUGUGAAGAGAAGUCACAUCCACGUCGUCCUCAGUGUCCUCAUGGAUCAGCAAUGCAGGGCAGGAGAAAUGUGGACGUGAACAGAGAGGAGUGCACCAAUGAGAAGGCUCAGCUAACGGUGGUGAUGAAGUCCAAACCGAGGAUGUCGAUCAAGUUCUCCUCGUGUUUCUGUGAGGACAGCGAAGCCAGCGACUCCGACUCUGUUCACGCAAAAGUGGAGGCCUCACAAAAGGACAUGCAGCGUGGAAAAGACAAAGGGACUGCUGCAGCAUCAACACAGAUGCUGAGCACAAAGCCCAAGGCCAGGACGCUGGUAGAACGCAGGCAGCGGGUUGAUGGAGAUGAGACGGCCUCUCUCAGGGACCAAUCUCCUCUGCCAUUGCUUACACUAACAGGGACGAUAAGCACUGAGCCCAAAAAGACCUCCGCACCUCAGGCCAAAGCUUCAGUAUCAGCAGCUCGACAGGAUGAAGCCCCGACACAGAGCAGGAAGCCUUCAGUCACCAGCAGAGAGGGGAAGAAAAGCCAGUACCACAAAGAUCUGAGGCUGCAGGUGGAGGAGAGGAAGCAACAGAUGGAGAGGGAGAGAAGAAGAAACACUGCUGAUGAACAAAAGCACAAUGACACCAUGCUGCACUCGAUGUGGGGGAUGCCAGGGAGCGGGGCGCCAAACUUCCACCUGGGCACGAUGAGAAGGACCAUGAGCCUCCACAGGGACGGGAUUUUACCCCUGGAGCAGGUCCGUGAUAGAGGCUUCUAUGGGACCCCCUUCCACCGCCUGUGAAACCAAGGCCAACACAUCCCCAAACGGAGACGACAGAGAGCCACAGAGCACUCAGGGAAACACUCCUCUCUGACUUUUCUCCUCUUGUAACUUUGUCUUUUGCAGCCAUCAGGAUGUUUGGGCUUCUUCAGCAGCGGCUUCUGAUGGUUGUAAAUAAAUACAGAAUAAAUCAAAAGCAGUAAGAGCAGACUGAUCAAGAGUAUGAACAGCUUGAGGACACAUAAGUGAGGGCUCUCUUCUAGAAAGCUGCUAGGUGAUGGAUGAACAGGUGUCUGUAAGAGUGGUAACACUCAAGCAGAAGAGCAGGUUGUGAUGGGCCUAGUUCCAAACACACUGGAUCCCACAAAUCCCAUAAUGCAGCUCAACAAGAACUCUCAUUUGGCCUUCUGUACUCUUAGAAAUCCCACUCCCUUUUUUCAAACUACCUCCUAGGGGUUAGCAGACUUUCUGCAAAAAGCAUGCUCAGUCUUAAACCUUCAUUGCAUAACAUUUGUCUCCCCCAUCUGGCAGAAAUAUAAAUUACACAAAUGCCA
Messenger RNA from Notolabrus celidotus (New Zealand spotty), 1466 nucleotides. RefSeq lists its product as uncharacterized. NCBI's taxonomy places the organism in Eukaryota, Metazoa, Chordata, Actinopteri, Labriformes, Labridae. The coding region runs from base 145 to 933 and encodes 262 amino acids. The record is from RefSeq and is a predicted model, not a curated record. The transcript has 11 exons.